Molecule: messenger RNA, 2505 nt
Organism: Desarmillaria tabescens
Lineage: Eukaryota; Fungi; Basidiomycota; Agaricomycetes; Agaricales; Physalacriaceae
Exons: 10
Coding region: 51-2438 (795 amino acids)
Biological process (GO): protein deubiquitination
Molecular function (GO): cysteine-type deubiquitinase activity; protein binding; zinc ion binding
Source: RefSeq, a predicted model, not a curated record
AUUCGCCCGCCUCCACCGCUUUCCUUCAUACUUUCACCGACACCACCUUCAUGUCUUCCUGUUCCCACCUUGAUCAGUUAUCACUCAUUCAGCCUCCGCGACUAUCCCAGUCUGUCCACCGAGAAGAGUGUACGCAAUGUUUUGACUCCCAGGACGAUACUCAAGGGAUUGAAGUUUGCUUAACAUGCUUUAAUGGCGGCUGUCUCGAUCCCGAGCGACGUCACGCUCUUCUGCAUGUCUCGAAGCAUGGCCACCCUUUUACUCUCAACGUGAAACGCAAGUUGAAACCAUCUGCGAAACGCAAUGAGGAUGAAGAGCCGCCGGCCAAAAUGACAAAGCUUUCCAUUGCUGAGGAACGCGAAGAAGACAAGUACGAUUAUCAGACGGUCGUAAAGUGCUGGCAUUGCGAUAGUAGUAAUGGUGCAGAGAUUCGUGAAGCAACGAAUAUCCUUCAGGUUCAAACAUUGGUGCAAGGCGUGAUGCAAGCUAUGUCAUCCGCCAGACAGUCCGAGGUCAAAGCCUGGGAAGAAGAGAUUCCACCCUGCGAACACACCCUUACCCUGGAACAAUUUACUACUGGUCCCAUACCCGCCUCCGGCCUCGCUCACUGCUCGGCUUGCGAUCUGAAGGAGAAUCUAUGGUUGUGUUUGACAUGUGGCUCACUUGGCUGUGGUCGUCAGCAAUCCGGUGGCGCGCGCGGUAAUGGACAUGGGUUGGCCCAUUACGAGGCUACCAAACACCCAGUCAGCGUCAAACUCGGAACAAUUACUCCGGAAGGCGGUGCCGACGUCUACUGCUACCAAUGCAAUGAUUCCAAGCUCGACCCUGAAGUAGCUUCUCAUCUAGCAAUGUUCGGAAUCAAUGUGCAGACGCAAACGAAGACCGAGAAGAGCAUGACGGAGCUCCAAAUCGAGCAUAACUUAAAAUAUGACUUUUCCCUUACUAGUGACGACGGAAAACCCCUUGAGCCAGUCUGCGGUCCUGGACUGACUGGUCUAUCUAACCUCGGAAAUAGUUGCUACAUGGCUUCAGUACUUCAAACCAUCUUCUCUCUUCCCGCAUUCCAACAGCGUCACGGCGCGCUUGCCCAGAACCAUGCUGCGGCAUGUACGGACCCUUUGCCUGCCGAUUGCAUUGAAUGUCAGAUGCACAAGGUAGCAGAUGGUCUACUGAGUGGACGAUACUCUCGUCCUGCACAUUAUGUGUCCUCUCCUGGGGCAGAUGCUACGGCGCCUGUAUUUCAAGCCGGUAUCAAACCAACUGGGUUCAAAGCGCUUAUCGGAAAAGGACAUGAAGAGUUUUCAACUAUGAGACAACAGGAUUCGGAAGAAUUCUUUACAUACCUGAUAACUGCCCUACGACGAGAUGGGCACAAACACAAAGAUCGUGCUGAGCCAGACGCGACGUCAGCGUUUGCCUAUGGUAUGGAGCAAAGACUGCAGUGCAACGACUGCAAAAAGGUCAGGUAUAGAGUGGAUAACAUGGAUGUCGUCAGCGUAUCCGUUCCAGCCGUAGAGAAGGGUAAGGACGCUGAUGGAAAGACGCUCUAUGAGGAGGUUCAGCUGUGGCAAUGCCUGGAAUCGCUACUCGGUGUCGAUGCCCUGGAAUACGCUUGUCCGUCCUGUCAAAAAUCUGUUCGUGCUCUCAGACAAAGCAAGUUUGCCUCUUUCCCCGACGUACUCGUUGUCCAUACCAAAAAAUUCCAGCUGGUGAACUGGGUUCCAGCAAAACUUGACAUACCUGUUCUACUACCUGUUGGAGACGAGCUCCAGUUCACAGACAACCAGCUGGGGCAUGGAUUGCAAGCUGACGAAAUCGCAUUACCAGGGAACGAAGCCUCAUCUUCAACAUUACCCCAGUUCAAUGAGGCUGCGAUGGCACAGCUGGAAGCGAUGGGAUUUCCGGUUGUUCGUUGCCAGAAGGCGUUGCUUGCUACUGGAAACAAUGACCCUGAAGCUGCUAUGGAAUGGUUGUUCGGCCACAUGGAGGAUCCAGAUAUCGAUGAUCCUAUCCAGCCUACCUCAUCUUCUGCUGCGACUUUUGAGCCAUCUCCCGAGCAGGUUAGCAUGCUCUCCGACAUGGGUUUCACCCCCGCUCAAGCGAGGAAAUCUCUUCGGGAAACUGGUGGCGACGCCGAACGAGCUGUAGAAUGGCUGUUUAACCAUCCCGACGACUCCGGCGAAGACAGUAGUACGCCGGCAACCACUCAACCCUCGGAACCUGUAAUUGGAGGGUCAAAGACGGUCCCAGCCAUCUACAAGCUGAAGGCCUUCAUCUCUCACAAGGGACCUUCCGUGCACUCCGGUCAUUACGUAGCACAUAUCAAGGUCGGAGACCAGUGGGUGCUGUUCAACGAUGAGAAGGUUGUCAAAGCCGAUGAUGAAAGCGUGAAAGAAUUGAAAAAGCUGGCGUAUCUGUAUAUCUUUGAGAAAGUCUGAUCCCAUUUCUGCGUUUGUGUACGUUGUGUACGAUAGAAUGAAAGCAAUUGCAAAAUUAUAAAUAACG